Molecule: messenger RNA, 2495 nt
Organism: Cololabis saira (Pacific saury)
Lineage: Eukaryota; Metazoa; Chordata; Actinopteri; Beloniformes; Belonidae
Product: 1-phosphatidylinositol 4,5-bisphosphate phosphodiesterase delta-3-A-like
Exons: 16
Coding region: 36-2495 (819 amino acids)
Biological process (GO): lipid metabolic process; intracellular signal transduction
Molecular function (GO): phosphatidylinositol-4,5-bisphosphate phospholipase C activity; calcium ion binding
Source: RefSeq, a predicted model, not a curated record
GACCAGGACCAGGAACCAGGACCAGAACCAGGAUCAUGCUGGGAACCAGGACUAAACCGGGCCAGGUGGAGAAAAGAGGAGGAUCCAGUUCUGAGGAAACCAAGACCAUCGACCCCCUCAGGAACCUGGGAGUCCAGGAGGACGAGGACGUCCAGCGGAUGAUGCAGGGAUCCAGUAUGAUGAAGGUCCGGUCUCCGCGCUGGCAGAAGCAGCGGUUCCUGAAGCUUCUGGACGACGGAGUGACGGUCUGGUGUCAGUCCAACAAAACCUCCAGCCGGGCCAAGGAGCAGCAGAGCUUCUCGGUCACCGAGGUCCAGUGCGUGCGCGAGGGCUGCCAGUCGGAGACGUUCCGGAAGAUGUCGGGUUCGGUUCCGGAGAACCGCUGCCUCACCGUGGUCUUCAAGGGGGCCCGGAAGUCCCUGGACCUGGUCCUGCAGAACCAGGACGAGGCCCAGACCUGGACCCGCGGGAUCCGGACCCUGCAGGACCGGGUCAGCAACAUGACGCAGACGGAGAAGCUGGACCACUGGAUCCAGGCCUACCUGAGCCGGGCCGACCAGAACCACGACGACAAGAUGAGCUACGAGGAAGUUCAGACGCUGCUGCAGAUGAUCAACGUGGACGUGAGCGAUCAAUACGCCCGCAGCCUCUUCCAGAAGUGCGACCGCUCCUGCGACGGCCGCCUGGACCACGAGGAGAUCGAGGUUUUCUGCCGGGAGUUGCUACGGCGACCGGAGCUGGAUAGCAUCUUCCUGCGCUACUCGGCUAACGGCUGCGUCCUGUCCACGCUGGACCUGCGGGACUUCCUGUUGGACCAGGACGAGGACGCGUCGGGGACGCACGCCGAGAGCCUGGUGCUAAGCUACGAGCUAAACCCCUGGGCCCAGCAGAACCGGCUCAUGACGCCCAACGGCUUCACCAUGUACAUGCUGUCCAAGGAGAACCUGGUCCUGGACCCGGACCAGAACCGGGUCCACCAGGACAUGAGCCGCCCGCUAGCCGACUAUUACGUCUCCUCGUCCCACAACACGUACCUGAGCGGAGACCAGCUAACGGGGGCUAGCAGCACCGAGCCGUACAUACGGGCUCUGAGCCGCGGCUGCCGCUGCGUGGAGCUGGACUGCUGGGACGGAGACGCAGGAGAACCGGUGAUUUACCACGGACACACGCUGACGUCCAAGGUUCCCCUGAAGGACGUCCUGGAGACGAUAGACACGUACGCCUUCAAGGCCUCUCCCUACCCCCUGAUCCUGUCCCUGGAGAACCACUGCUCGCUGCAGCAGCAGGAGGUUCUGGCCCGACACCUGAGGUCCGUCCUGGGGGAGAAACUGCUGCUGGAACCGCUGGAGGAGCAGGACUCUCGCUGGCUGCCCUCUCCUCAGGACCUGAAGGGGAAGAUCCUGAUCAAGGGGAAGAAGAAGACGGAGGAGUUUCAUCCGUCCAGCUCUGAGGACCUGAGUUCUGAUGAUGAGGAGGGACGGGAGAGGAGACCCCCCAAGGAGGGCCCCCCCGGUCUGAGUCCGGCCCUGUCAGACCUGGUCUUCUACACCCGCUCCGUCGCCUUCAAGAGUUUCCAGGAAGCAGCUCGGAGACCGGCGGCCGACAUGUGCUCCUUUUCUGAGAGCCGAGCUCUACGAUUGGUCCGGGACCAAGGGCUGAACUUUGUUCGCCACAACAGCAGCCACCUGAGCCGGAUCUACCCGUCGGGCCAGCGGCUGCAGUCGUCCAACUACAACCCUGUGGACAUGUGGAACGCCGGCUGCCAGAUCGUGGCCCUGAACUUCCAGACCCCCGGGGAGCAGAUGGACCUGAACCAGGGCCGGUUCCUGCAGAACGGCGGGUGCGGCUACGUGCUAAAGCCCCCCUUCAUGCGGGGGCCCGAGACCCGCUUCAACCCCGAGAACGUGGGGGGGGGGCCGGGCCACGCCCCGGUGCUGCUCACAGUCCGAGUGAUCUCGGCCCAGCAGCUGCCCCGCCCCCCCUGGGACAAGCCCAGCUCCAUCGUGGAUCCCCAGGUCUGGGUGGAGAUUCACGGCGUUGCCAUGGACAACGCUAGGAAGAAGACGCCCUACGUGGACAACAACGGUUUCAACCCCCGCUGGGACUGCAGCUUCACCUUCACCGUCCAGUCCCCGGCGCUGGCGCUGGUCCGGUUCGUGGUGGAGGAUCACGACUUCACCUCCAGAGACGACUUCCUGGGACAGUUCACGCUGCCGCUGGGCUGCCUGCGCUCAGGUUACCGUCACGUGCGUCUCCUGAACCAGGACGGGUCCAGUUUGUCUCCGUCCUCCCUGUUCGUCCACCUGAAGGUGACGCCGGCCCAGACCGGCCCGUCCAGGUCCCCGGGUCCAGGACCAGCUCGGUCCCCCGGUCCAGGACCAGCCAGAACCACAGAGACCCGGUCCCCCGGUCCGGGUCCAGCUCGGUCCCCCGGUCCGGGUCCAGCCAAGUCCCCAGUCAAGUUUCCAGCCAAGUCCCUCAACAAGAAACCCUGA